CGAAAACAAAGAUUACCCUCCAAGUCUUUCUCCACCAUAUAUAGGCUACAAGUUCAGAUCACAAGAGGCAAUAAAGAAAAGAAUAUUAUGGGAAACAUGAAGGCAAUUAGGCCAUUAGCUUCCUUGGUUAUUGUUCUACUAGUUGCAGGUGUGAUGAGCACAUGGGAUGUGAAAACAGCAAGCGCAGCUCUGAGUGCUGCACAGUGCAAGGAAGAGAGGAGGCUUGGGCUUAAUGCUUGCAAACCAGUAGUAUAUGGCAGGCCUCCAUCGCCUCAAUGUUGUGAACGUAUAAGAGUUACCCACAUUGAAUGUGUGUGUCCUGAUGUCACCCCUAAAAUCGCUGCCCUUAUUGACAUUAACCGUGCCGUUCGAAUCAUUGAAGGCUGCGGCAGAAGGGUUCCUCGCCAUUACAAGUGUGGAAGUAUCACCACUCCAUGAAAACUGGGCUGGCUGCGUGAUCGAUGUGUUUGAUUUCUGGUUGCUUUCAAGCGUGAUGCCUUCUUCAACAAUUCACUCGAUCUCUGAGGUUGGAGAAGACUUAUGGGUAUUUAUAUUAGCACAAUACUAGAACUUGAAUAAGUAUAUGGGUCAUUUAAAUCCAUGGCAUUCCGCCAUGACUGAUAAUAGGUAUAGAUGUAAUACAGGCCAAGAAUAACCAGAUUAAUUUAUCUUGUUCAAUGCAUGUGGAAGCAUUAGUAUU
Molecule: messenger RNA, 700 nt
Organism: Hevea brasiliensis (rubber tree)
Lineage: Eukaryota; Viridiplantae; Streptophyta; Magnoliopsida; Malpighiales; Euphorbiaceae
Exons: 2
Coding region: 88-438 (116 amino acids)
Source: RefSeq, a predicted model, not a curated record